GUCCGAGCGGGUUUAUUCGCUCAGUGUUUGUUAGCCUGAGCCCAUUGGGGCGAGAUGAUAUCGCUAGAGCAGUUACGUCGAGGACGUAGACUCAAGUAGGUGUUUGUCUGAGAGAAGUGUUGUUCAAGUCGAAUGUGACGGAAUCUUAGCCCAACGCUAGCCAUAACUCCACUCUCCCUGCUCUCUUUUACUCUGUGUGCUAAUCAGCAUUUGAAAGGCAGCUUUGACAGUGAGAAAGAAAAGUGAGGGCAGCGGGGAGGAGGGAGUGUAAACGAGAAAGAAACGAGAGAGAGAGAUUGAGUGAGAGAGAGAGAGAGAGAGAGGGAGAGAGAGAGGUAGGGGCCGUACAAGCAUUUCUUUUAUAUUUACUAGCGAUUGAGUAGAGAGAGAGAGCGAGCGGGUGAAGAGACGACCGGUGCGUGCAGCUUUCCCAAGAGGAAAUGAAAAGAAAAGAAGCUCAACGAGGAAAGAGAGAGAGCCAAAGCGGGGAGCACGCCAGAGAAGGAAACAGACUCGCAUCCUCUAACUCCAGUCAUAUCUGAGACGAUCCUGCUUGGAAAGUGAGGGAGGAGAGAGAGGGAGAGCGCGGUCACCGCUGCUGCCGUGCGCCCACAAACACACGCACGCACGCUCUUGCGGCAGCAGACCGCUGUGUGUUCGCCUGCUCUUUUGUGCCGGCAGCUGGGAUUGUUCUUGCCCCGUCUGACCCCCUUGUCACCCCCCGUGUGAGUGUGUGUGUUUGUAUGUUUGUGUGGGAGCGCGAGGGGUCCCGGAACGUGGACUGAGCUGAGGGGAGGGUCACCGGUUUGGCUGUCCGGACGGCAACUGAGGAAGAGGAGGAGGGAAACAUCUGCCCCCAAAACAGCUGCGCAGAGGUGGACAUGCACAUCAGCUCUUCUGUUGGGGGUCUCGGACUGACAUAGCCUCAGCAAAUCACAGCCUGAAUUAGACGUGGCGGCCCAUAGGGGGCGUGAUGGCGGCCAUGCCGUUCGUCAGUGAGGGGAAGUGUGUGAGCGUGGAGUGGGACUUCCUACAGGGGCUCCUUGCCAAACCACCCACCUUACCCUGCUUGCAGAACUUGAGGAAGGAGAAGUCGCGCAAUGCAGCUCGUUCUCGGCGGGGUAAGGAGAACUUUGAGUUCUUCGAACUGGCGAAGAUGCUUCCCCUCCCCGGGGCAAUUACCAGCCAGCUGGACAAGGCCUCCAUCAUCCGCCUCACCAUCAGUUACCUGCACAUGAGACACUUUGCCAGCCAGGGAGACCCACCCUGGAGCCCUCUUCUGGAGGGGGAAAACAACUGCAACAAGGUGCGAAGAACAAGUCAUUCGUUGGUCACUGACAUAUUUGAACAGCACCUGGGAGCUCAUCUACUACAGUCUCUGGAUGGAUUUGUGUUUGUGGUCAGUCAGGAAGGCCGAUUUCUGUAUAUCUCUGAGACUGUGUCUAUCUACCUUGGCCUUUCACAGGUUGAGUUGACUGGCAGUAGCGUGUUCGAUUACAUCCACCCCGCGGAUCAUGUUGAGAUGGCAGAGCGUCUUGGCAUUAGGCCACACCUCCGGGCCGAGGCAGGCUGUCAAAUGUCCCAUGAGAGCGCUUCAAGCUCCGCCUCCACAUCCUCACUGGCCGGCACUCCGGAACCAGCACCAUCUAGUCCCUGUUCUCCAGUCAGUGAGUUAUCAGAACGUGGCUUCUUCAUCAGGAUGAAAUCCACCCUCACUAAGCGUGGGCUCCACGUUAAAUCCUCGGGCUACAAAGUGAUUCAUGUGACAGGUCGGAUUCGGUGUCGGCCAGCCCUGGUGCCAGGCUCCUCCCGCCCCUUGCAUCGACCAAUGGGAUUGGUCGCUCUGGCUCAUACGCUUCCGCCCUCCACGCUCAAUGAAGUGCGCAUGGAAAGUCACAUGUUUGUCUUCAGAGUCAACAUGGACCUGCAGGUCACCUACUGUGAGAACAGGAUUACAGAGUAUAUGGACUUUAGCCCAGCUGAGGUGGUUGGACAUACCUGUUAUCACUUCAUCCAUGCAGAAGACCUGGACACCAUCAGGCAGAGCCAUGAAGACUUGCUGCGGAAAGGACAGGUUGUAACAGGGUAUUAUCGCUGGCUGCAGAGGAGAGGAGGGUAUCUGUGGAUUCAGUCCUGUGCCACCGUGUCCAUUAACCACAAAGCGCCCCACGAGCGUAACGUUAUCUGGGUCAACUAUGUGCUCAGUCGACCAGAGCUGGCAGACAUGCCUCUGGACUUAUUACAACUCCCAGAAAGCCUGAGGGCAGAGCGGCUUCAAGCAAGCUCCUCCCCACGCGACACCUCUCCAAAGGCACAAGGCUCCACAGGGACACAGCCAUUGAAAGGCAGGACUGAGACAGACCACAAAGGGAAGGAAGCGUUCUCGCAUACUGCUGCUAGCCAAUCGGAGAACACCAGGAAGCGGUCACACCAGUCUGACCCUGAAAGCGGUCCUUCUGAGGUGAGGAGGCGGAUGGAGGUGUUCCGGCAAAGAGAGGACAGCCCAUGUACCUCCUCGGACCAAGCCAGUGACAGCGAGGCAGAAGAAGACGAUGAGAGAGAGAGCGAGUGGGAUCACAACCCCACCAGCAAACGGGUGAAGAGCGAAGAGGGGCCUUUGAAACAAGGCAACGGGGCCAAUGGAGCAGGUAAGAUCCACAACGGCCGCGCAGUGAUCCAGCAUCUUAAGAGUGUGGUGACCAGUUCCGGGUCGAAUAUCAAGACUGAACAAGAAGUAAUGGGAACAAGUGUAGGCGCAGGUUCUGGGAGGCGCUGGAGCCAAGCUCAGCCUAGCAGUGGAGGAACCAAUGGUAGCAGUCCACCUUCUCAACCUCAAAACUCUACCCCGACAGAAGCUCCACCCAAGGGUCUGUUCAACCCACCCUCCCCAACUCUGUCGCCACCAAUUCCUGCCUCGUCCCUGCCCAGGGAUGACCGGUCCAUCCAUGGAGGGCGUGCUCCGGAUUUCGAACUACUGCAGAGACUGACUGCAAGUGGGGCUGCAGGACGUGUGCUCUUUCACCCUUUGGCUCUCGGCCCACAGGGGCCUCAGAGUCUCUAUGCUCCCAGCACUAUUCGCUACGCCCCACCUGAGAUGCCUACAGCUCACGCUGAAGGGCACCGCUCAGACCAUGUGGCCAAAACUCCCGCUUUCUUUCCCCACUUGCAAAGGAUCGCAUCUCUGCCUCCCUUCAGUGGUUUUUCUCCAGCUGAACCCACUUUUCCUCCAACUCUGCCCUUCUGUAUGAACGGACUGAGGGGGGCAGCAGGGACAGAUGAGGAUUGAGGGACAAAGAGAGAAAAAAAAAAAAUCUAAAGAGAGCUGGAAGAGGUCGUAAAGGACGGCACAAUGUCGAGAGAGGAACUGCAGAAGAACUUGGAUGUUUUCAAACAGUCUUCCUAGCAUCCUCUCCAGACUUUUCUCUGUUAAUUUGUUAGUGUGUCUUCCUCUCUCUGGACAAGCAGUCAAAGCCAUAAUGAACAUAUGAAGGACAUCAUGCAACUUACACACAGGGGCCAUCUUUGAGGCCUAAACCACUGGGAAUACAGGGCCGUCAUUGGGAAAGAAAGCCGAGGACGUUGUCCUGGGUUGUUUGAUGAGGGUUGCAGGGUUCUCUUUGGCCCCUAGAGAGAUGGGCCCACCUAUACAUUUUUUUCCAAUUAACCACGAAUUUAAGCAACCACACAGGAAUAUGCAAGUAUGGACAAAAGCAGAAUGGCGGCAAUUGCCAAAUAAGACAUUCCUACGGAAACAACUCAUAAGAAAGCACAGUCCACAACUCCCUGACUGUCAGAGGGGUCGUACUGAAAAUAAAGAUUAGAACUUUUGAACAGUGUAGAAUUUUCAUUUUUGUAUUAAAAAAAGAAUUGUCUUUAAACAUCUAAAAAAAAUCACUUGAAAAAUAAUUAAUUCAAGGUCAUAGCCAUAUAUAGAUGCCAUACAUGCAAAUGCUCCAAAAGAUUUUUUUCCACAAGUCAUGAGCAAAUAUCAUGGACUAAUCUUCUUAUAAGAAAUUUGGGGGUUUUGGCGGGGUGGUGGGGAUGGUUAUGUGUGUCUAUUUGUCAUGUAUCAUGUCCAAGCACUUAUAGUAUAUUGUUGCAUACACGUAGCACUUCAUCCAUGGCCAGACAUUCUAGUUCUUCUACUGUAAAAACCACAAGAAUUAAGUUUACAAUAGAUGUGCCAGAAAUGUGCCGAUGAUUCCGGAAAACUAAAGUGUGGAGAACAUUGUCUGUUAUAUAACGGUGUAAUGUUUUAUUUUCAAAUUUUAAAAUGCCCACUGGACAAAUAAAACAAGCCUUGUCAUAAACAUGUCCAGGUCAUAUUUCACUCCAAAAUCCAAAGAAAUUAAUUCUAUUUUGCCUGAGCAACAUUCACUAUAAAUUUUAAUUGCUGUAAUGCAAAAAGUACUUACAUUUAGUGAAAAAUCACCAAAAAGAAUAAUGGAAAUCACAACAAAAACAGGUAAAACAAGUAGACACUUGCUGAGUAGUUUUAGGGCUUUUUUUGUUUGUUUUUUUAAUUUUGGGGUAAAAUAUUACCGUGACACAGCGAGAUUCACCCCACUAUGUGACACUGUUCCAAAACCUAGUGAGCUGCAUAGCAUUGUAAGUAGUCUUACAUGCUUCUGAUGUGAGACAUAGACAGUAAACCGGAGAUACCUCACUUUGGCCAGAUUCUAAGUCUCCUUUCACUGAAGAUCCCAAGAUGCACUGCAGUAUGAUGUAUUUGUUGUGCUCGAAGUAUUGUUAGCUCAGAAACACACUAACAUCAGAUUAUUGAAAACAAAGAGUCUUCCUUUGUGUACUUUUUGUUUGUAGACAGUACAAAGUAAGGCAGCUCAUUAGAUUUUGGAGUCAGGAUAUAAAACAAUAACGUCUAUGUACUUUAAAGAUGUAAAAAUCAAUGAAACCAUAUGGGCACCUUUCAUGAGGAUGAAUAGAUGACAAAAAAUUCAAUUCUUUUCAGGUUGUAGUCACUAAAGUAGAUUUAUGAACAAAAAAAUGGAUGUCAUAAGUGGACCACAAAAACUAUAUUAAGAACUGAUAACUGAUGUAACUACACUGAAGAUAACAGAAUGUGGUUUAAGCAGCAACUGAUUACAGGAGUGCAGAUACAAGAUUCACCAUGUGAACAUUUUCUAGGUUUUUUGUUGUUUUUUUGUGUAUGCGGGUUUCUCUGCCCAUGCAGUAUUACCAGAUAUGAUGGUUUUCAGUAGCACUAAACGAUAUGAGAUGAUUUUUAUUUGUAUUUGUGAUCGAGGGUGAAUGUGUAAAUAGUUGAGAGAAUCAGUUCUGAAACAUCAGCACGAGUUGGUGUUCCCUUAACCUUUACCAUCACUGUGAUUCUAACUUCUUUAUGAUGAGAUGUUUGUGAAAAUACAGCACCAUGAGCAUUCAAUGAAAAUGAUACACUGUAAAAAUGAUUAUUAUGAUAAUCCAAACCACAAUAAUAAACUCUAUUCCAAUAAUGGAG
Messenger RNA from Labeo rohita (rohu), 5476 nucleotides. RefSeq names its product neuronal PAS domain protein 1 (gene npas1). The record is from RefSeq and is a predicted model, not a curated record. NCBI's taxonomy places the organism in Eukaryota, Metazoa, Chordata, Actinopteri, Cypriniformes, Cyprinidae. The coding region runs from base 974 to 3286 and encodes 770 amino acids. Gene Ontology annotation, biological process: regulation of transcription by RNA polymerase II. Gene Ontology annotation, molecular function: RNA polymerase II transcription regulatory region sequence-specific DNA binding; protein dimerization activity; DNA-binding transcription factor activity, RNA polymerase II-specific. The transcript has 12 exons.